Messenger RNA from Pimephales promelas (fathead minnow), 2079 nucleotides. RefSeq names its product coagulation factor VII, like (gene f7l). Lineage: Eukaryota; Metazoa; Chordata; Actinopteri; Cypriniformes; Leuciscidae. Gene Ontology annotation, molecular function: calcium ion binding; serine-type endopeptidase activity. The record is from RefSeq and is a predicted model, not a curated record. Gene Ontology annotation, biological process: blood coagulation; proteolysis. Gene Ontology annotation, cellular component: extracellular region.
UGUCUGUGUGAGAGUGUGUCGGUGGCUCCCCCUGCUGGCCACACACAGGAGCGCUUCAGGCGCAGGAGGAUUGCGCAAUGAUGUCCGCACGCCCACGAGUGUCCAGAGCAGGAGAGGUUCAGAGACUCGGACUUCGACCGGAGGAUAAACCAUCAUGGAGUCCAAGCUGAACAUGAAGCUCUUCUACAUGAUCCUGCCACUGCUCGCCGUCCCAGAAUGCUUCGGGCUUCCGUCAGUGUUCCUCAGUAAGUCCGAGGCCAGCCGGGCGCUACGGCAGCGUGUCCGACGGGCGAACUCGUUCCUGGAGGAGCUGAAGCUAGGAGAUCUGGAGCGGGAGUGUCUGGAGGAGGUGUGCUCGCAUGAGGAGGCCCGAGAGAUCUUCAGCGUCCCAGAACAACUGGAGGAUUUCUGGAGGAGAUACACAGAGGUGGACUUCUGUCAGUCGGCACCGUGUCAGAACGGGGCCACAUGUGUGGAUCAGAAGAACACAUACGUCUGCAUCUGCCCGGUAAACUUCGAGGGGCGACACUGUAACAAAGUCCGUUCCACAGAAAUACUCCCAGCGAGUUCCUACGGGUGUUUGUACAGGAACGGCGGCUGCGAUCACUUCUGUGUGGAGGUCACCGACUCGACCCAUCGCUGCGACUGCGCUCCUGGAUACACACUGCACACGGACAACAGCAGCUGCGUGCCACAGGAUGGUUUCCCAUGUGGCCGUCUGGUGGAGAAGGGUGUGGGUCCCAGGAUCGUGAAGGGGGACGUGUGCCCGAAAGGACAGUGUCCGUGGCAGGCUUCACUAAAGCUUUCUGGGAUGUUUAAAUGCGGUGGAGUUAUUCUCGAUACCCAGUGGAUUCUCACGGCGGCUCAUUGUGUCUGGAAUAAGGACCCAACCAUCCUAGAAGUGACCGUUGGCGAACACAUCCUUGAUAAAGACGAGGGAACCGAACAGACGAGGAAAGUGUCCAAAGUGUUGGUGCACCCGUGGUAUAACCACUCCAACGCUGACAGUGACAUCGCUCUGCUACGUCUCGCCAGCCCCGUCACGCUCGACCGCUACGCCGUGCCGAUCUGCCUUCCUCCCGCUAACGGCACGUUCGUCCGCACGCUAGCGUCGGUGAGCUUGUCGACGGUGAGCGGUUGGGGUCGCCUGACCCAGUCCGGCCCGGUGUCGGUGGUUCUGCAGCGGCUCCAGGUGCCCCGGGUCUCGCUGGACGAGUGUCGGGCUCGGUCCGGCCUGAAGGUGAGCAGGAAUAUGCUGUGCGCCGGGUUCCUCGAGGGCGGCCGGGACUCGUGUCAGGGCGACAGCGGCGGCCCGCUAGUCACACGCUACCGCAACACGUGGUUUCUGACCGGGAUCGUGAGCUGGGGGAAAGGCUGCGCCAGCGCCGGCGUGUACGGCAUCUACACGCGCGUGUCCAUCUUCGUGGAGUGGAUUGUGAACACUGUGGCCAGCGGAUGAAUGUACAAGAGUUUCUGAAUGUUAUUCUUCCCUCGCACUUCUUUCUUAUUUUUUUUUUAUUUACCUUUAAAUUACUUGAUUUGAUCAUUAAAUAAUAAAUAAAUAGUAAUUUGAGCACAUUCAACUUAAAUUCAAAGUAACUCACAAUUUCAUGCAUAACCCUUUUAAUUCAACUCAAAAUUUCUUACAUUGCGUGUCUUUGCCAACCUCUUGUGAACAAUAAAUAAAUAAAUAAAACCUGACAUAAUACAAGAGUUUCUGAAUGUUAUUUAAGGGGAAGUGUGUCUUGAGGUUUCAAGUCGAGUCUCCUUCAUUUAUACAGCGCUUUAACAAUAUCGCAGCAGCUUCGUAAGUAAGGAUUUUCUAGAGAUUGUUUGGCUUUACUUUAUGCCGUACUCCGAGUUAAAUUGGUCAUUUUGGACAGACUUCCUGAAGAGUUACACUGGUCGAGACUUACAAUGAUUAGCACCAUAAAGGAAACAUUGGUACCAGAUAAUUGAGUUACUAUUGCAGUUUUAAAAAAUGACACACUUCCCCUUUAAGAACACAUGCAAGUGAGAAUAUAUACAGUAACAAACACGGGCAGAACAUGUUUGAAAUUUGUAUUAUGUAUCAAAAAU